This is a messenger RNA of Paraglomus brasilianum, 480 nucleotides long. The record is from the annotation of a GenBank genome assembly. Lineage: Eukaryota; Fungi; Glomeromycota; Glomeromycetes; Paraglomerales; Paraglomeraceae.
AUGAGCUGUGAGAAACAUAGCAUCAAUCUCUCAGAAACUACACAAGCUGUAGCUGAUCCACCGCGCAAACGCAAGGAGCGUAAAUCAAGGGAAACUGAUUUUACGGGGCAUCUCCCGAUUAUGAAAGUUAAACAACGCAAUCGACAAGCUACGAUCAAGCCUAGAAAGGGUUGUAAAAAAUGCCAACAAAGGAAAAAGGAGCUUGGAACCGUGGAAAGUAAGCUAGAAAAAGUUUACAAGUUAGCGGAUGAGCUGAAGAUGGACGUUCACGAAGAAGUCAAAGAAGAAGGGAGCAGUAACGAUAAGGGAAUGUUUGCUAACUGGACAACAGAAAGUCUAACCAGUUUUAUAGGCCAAGUAAGUUUAAUACUUGCGACGCAAGGAGCAAGAUAUCCUCCCAAGCAACCGACUCAAGAGGGAAAAUUGACAGAUAUCGAAGUAGCGCGGUUGCUUCUUCGCCUUAAGCACAAUAAUAUGUAA